Molecule: messenger RNA, 1191 nt
Organism: Fusarium keratoplasticum
Lineage: Eukaryota; Fungi; Ascomycota; Sordariomycetes; Hypocreales; Nectriaceae
Product: Histone acetyltransferase GCN5
Exons: 3
Coding region: 1-1191 (396 amino acids)
Biological process (GO): positive regulation of transcription by RNA polymerase II; chromatin remodeling
Cellular component (GO): histone acetyltransferase complex
Molecular function (GO): histone H3 acetyltransferase activity; protein binding
Source: RefSeq, a predicted model, not a curated record
AUGCCUGAUGAGAACGGAAAGCGCAAGGCCGAGGAGGACCCGACCUCCCCUACCCCCUCCAAGCGCAUAAAGCAAGAUGACUCUGCCGAACCUCCAGACAAGAAGUCAGCCAUCAAACCUAUCCCAUUCCCAGAAAAGCCGGCCGUCAUCGAAGAGCGUAAUGGCGAGAUCGAAUUCCGAGUAGUCAACAACGACAACGAGCGCGAAUCCCUCAUAAUUCUCACCGGUCUCAAGUGCAUCUUCCAGAAGCAACUCCCAAAGAUGCCCAAGGAUUACAUCGCUCGACUCGUCUACGACCGCACUCAUCUGUCCAUCGCCAUUGUCAAGAAGCCUCUGGAAGUUGUUGGUGGCAUCACGUACCGCCCAUUCAAGGGUCGCCGCUUCGCCGAGAUUGUCUUUUGCGCCAUUAGUUCUGAUCAGCAAGUUAAGGGCUACGGCGCGCACCUAAUGUCUCAUCUCAAGGAUUACGUCAAGGCUACCAGCGACGUGAUGCACUUCCUCACAUACGCCGACAACUAUGCUAUUGGAUACUUCAAGAAGCAGGGCUUCACCAAGGAGAUCACUCUCGACAAGAAGGUCUGGAUGGGUUAUAUCAAGGAUUACGAGGGUGGAACCAUCAUGCAGUGCUCGAUGCUGCCGCGGAUUCGAUACCUCGAGAUGGGUCGCAUGCUCCUUAAGCAGAAAGAAUGCGUCCAAGCCAAGAUCCGAGCCUACUCCAAAUCACAUAAUGUUCACGCACCCCCCAAGGAAUGGAAAAAUGGAAUCACCGAAAUCAACCCUCUCGACAUCCCCGCGAUCCGAGCAUCAGGCUGGUCUCCAGAUAUGGACGAGCUGGCCCGUCAGCCCCGUCACGGACCCAACUACAACCAGCUCCUCCAUCUUCUCAACGACCUGCAGAACCACAACUCUGCCUGGCCCUUCUUGGUUCCCGUCAACCGAGACGACGUUGCCGAUUACUACGACGUGAUCAAGGAGCCCAUGGACCUGAGCACCAUGGAGAGCAAGCUCGAGGCCGACCAGUAUCUCACGCCCGAGGACUUCAUCAAGGACGCAAAGCUUGUCUUUGACAACUGCCGCAAAUACAACAACGAGAGCACGCCGUACGCAAAGUCGGCCAACAAGCUCGAGAAAUUCAUGUGGCAGCAGAUCAAGGCCAUUCCCGAGUGGUCCCAUCUAGAGCCGGAGAGGUAG